AUGCACCCAUCCACAGCUCUCAUCAUCGGCACCGCUGGCAUUAUUGGGGUCCUUGCUUGCCUCUGGGGCAUCGUUCGCGGUUUCCAGGCGCUGCGCACGCGACUGCGCCGUGCGUAUAGGGAGGCGGAUAGUGUGACCUUUCAGCAGGAGGGCGAGUUUGGGGCUACCCCUAGAGUGCGAGUUGGCGUGGGCAGAAGCGGUAACAGCACCGCCUACAGCAACGGUAACAGUUCAAGUCAGAAUCUUCGCGACAACUACGCUGAUCGCGACGCUAUCGACUACCUCGGAGAGGGCAACAGCAACUACCAUGACCUCGAUGACGAUGUUCCACCGGCAUCGCCGAAUGCGGAGCGUGUGGAGGGUAUCCCUAUCGAAGCCCGUGUGCGUCCACGGCGCAAUCUGCCACGCUCUCGAGUUGUCGUGCAUUAUGGCGACCAGGAUGUGUGCCUUGAUUUCCGCGGAGUCGAACGCGUACCCCAGGCCGGCCCUCCGCCCCUCACACUCGAAGAGAAGCAGCGCCUCGAGGAUGAACGGAAUCGCAUUGCAUCGCCGGAGCUUUAUGGACGCGCUGAGUAUGAAGACCGGCAAGCCUCCAACGUGAACACACCCACCGUGCUGCUCAACUCCUCCUUACUACAGGAGCUGCAGCGCCAGUACGGACUGGUGUCACCAUCCGGGCGUGCCUUCAGCAACUACGCCAGCGAGAGCAGCGUGGGAAGCAUGAGCUUCCGGCUCGGCUCGCCAGCUGGGUCGGCGCGGCGUGCACGGAACUGUCGGCAAAGUGCUACACCGAACAGCGUCAGCUUGCAGAAGGGCAGCACUGGCGGCCUUCAGUUGCUUCGCCGACGCAAGAACUCCCCAACGCGCAAUGGCGCAGGCGGCUGCACGAGCCCCAAUCAGUUCCAGUACCAAGCGAACUCCUCCUUCUCGGCCCCACGAAACCGUCAGGAGGAUCUGGAGAGCACAUCCGACGACUUUGAGGAUGUUUCAGUGCACAACGACCUCUUUAAUGCUUCUCGCGAGCAGCUGCGCGAGUUUUUGCUCAAGCAGGAGCAGCAGCCGCAGAAUCGACUCUCUCCAAUGACAGGGCUGGGCAACCUAAACGGAUUUGACCAGAUUAGUCUGCACGGCACUUUUCCUGUUCUCUUAGAUCGCCAAGUGAACCCCGGGUCAUCUGUGGCGAGCGUCAGCUCGGUCGGGCUUGGUGGAGGGCGGAACUCAGCAGGCCCCGUAGCGUUUCCGCCUGGCCAAAGUGAGACACUACCGCCGCUCUGCAAUCCGUCCGUGGCCGCUGGCACACCGCUCUUGGAUGCCUCCUUCCAUGGCCAGCAGCUUUUGCACACCACAUCCGUCGACUCCGCCAUGGUGGGACUGGCAAAGGUGCCGUCCUGCCCUCACAUGGCCUUGUCGUCACCGCUUUCCAGCGACCACCCCUCAGUGGGAAGGGCAGGUGGUGGCGCGCAGACCGGUGUCACGCUGCCUCACCCCGUCUUGUUGACGAGCACGGCAUCUGCAAGCGCAUACCAUCAGACGUUGCCGUCGGGUACCGCGCAAGGGAGCGGUAGCAGCCCCGGCGAACGUGCCUGUCACGUCGACACGUUCUCUCUGCCGCCGAAUCGGUGGAGCAGCGGCCUGCGCUCGCCGUUCUCACUGCCUGGGAAUGACCCGGUGACCGCGCCUUAUUCGCCAAGCGCUGGUACCGCGGAAACGUAG
Molecule: messenger RNA, 1713 nt
Organism: Leishmania braziliensis MHOM/BR/75/M2904
Lineage: Eukaryota; Euglenozoa; Kinetoplastea; Trypanosomatida; Trypanosomatidae
Exons: 1
Coding region: 1-1713 (570 amino acids)
Source: RefSeq, a predicted model, not a curated record